UGACCUGCUGAAUCUGCCCAGUGUCCCGUAGGGAAGAGCUGGAGUAGGUACGUCCGUCGUUCCGUCUAUCAGAUUAGGCUCCCACUUUGAGUUUCGUGGACUGUUGAGUUAUCCGAAGGUGAAAGAAUGGCAUUUGUGAAGAGUGGUUGGUUGCUUCGACAAAGCACAAUUUUGAAGCGGUGGAAAAAAAACUGGUUUGAUCUGUGGUCAGAUGGCCACCUAAUCUAUUAUGAUGACCAGACCAGGCAGAAUGUAGAAGAUAAGAUUCACAUGCUGGUGGACUGCAUCAACAUUCGAAUGGGAAAUGAAUGCCGGGAUUUUCAUCCACCUGAAGGCAAGCCAAGAGACCGUAUACUGCAGAUUGUUUGCCGAGAUGGAAAAACUAUCAAUCUUUGUGCUGAAAGUGAAGAUGAUUGCUUGGCCUGGAAAUUUGCACUUCAGGAUGCCAGGACAAAUACUGCCUAUGUUGGCUCGGAAGUAAUGUAUGAUGAGACUGCUGUUGCUUCAUCUCCACCUCCUUAUACAGCUUAUGCCACUCCAUCUCCUGAGGUAUUUGGCUAUGGUCAGUAUAAUGGAAUGUAUCCUCCAGGAACUCAAGUUAUUUAUGCUGCUAAUGGGCAGGCUUAUGCAGUACCAUACCAGUAUCCAUAUCCAGGACCUUAUGGACAGCAGCCUGCCAACCAUGUCAUCAUCAGGGAGCGCUACCGGGACAAUGAUGGGGACCUGGCUCUGGGCAUGCUGGCUGGAGCAGCCACUGGCAUGGCCUUGGGAUCUUUGUUCUGGGUCUUCUAAGUUUCUUUAUAUCUUUGUAUUUGUAACCUCCAAAACCUGUAUGUAUUUUCUGUGUGUGAUAAUAUAUUUUGCAAAGUAUUCCUGUUUUAUUGUAAAGAUUUUUAAUGACAGUUACAAUAGUACUUUAAAAAUAGUGACAUCUUAAUUAUAAUUAGUAUAAAUUUCACAAGGCAGGAUAGUAAGUGUGCUCUUCAGUUGAAAUAUAAAGGGGAUAUUUGAUCAUUUCAAGUUCUUUUAUGGAACUUUGUUGUAUAAGAAGGACUUAUGAGCUCAUUCAUAUUGAAGAACAUUAUUGUUGCAGUGUUAAAUGCAGAACAUAAGAGACAUAGUUUUGUCAUCUGUAUUAGAAGUAUGCUGCUCAUAUAAUGACCCCUGAAUAGAUAAUUAUUUCUGGCAGGGAAAAACCCAAUUAAUCCAACUGCUAAUUCUCAAUUUAAGAAUUAACCAGUGAACAGCCUGGGUAUUGCUGUUUGGCAUGCCAGGCUGGUAAACUAUGCACGAUAAAGCAAUAUAGACUUUUUGCACUACAUACUCCAAAGAAUAGUCCCCAAAGCAGUGGUGACAUUUCAUAUACCUCUGUGGUUGGCUCUGUCAUUAUCAAGUGGUGCUCUACUGGUGGACUAUUUUCUGUAUUUUGAGUAGAUUUAUUGAAUCCUAGGGAUAGGAAUUGGUAAGAUUCUUGUAAAGAGCUCCCAGUCAGGACAAACUUGUAAACAGGACUAGAAACCUGCAAUUCUCUGACAUAGUUAAACCAUAGAGAUUUAUAAACUCAAUUCAGAAGCUGAGGUGAUAGGGUUUUUGAUUUUUUUGUUUCUUUGAAAGUUGGUACUAUCCAUGCAUUUAAAAGAUGACAGACGUGGCUUUUACCUUCUAAACUUCUAUUUAGCAUAAGAAAAUAUGUUCAAAGUUAUUGAGUUCAUUUUCUAUUGUAUAUCUGAGUCAUCCCGUCUCUUCUUACCAUGUUUUGAAAAAAUGAAUAUAUUGACAGCUUAUAGAUAGUGCUUUUGGUUUUAUUUGAUUGCCCUGCUACAGAAUAUUCUUUUAAGGCGGAACAGACUGAACAGUAAAAGUAAGGCAAAAGAAUUAAGAUUAAACUCAGGAUUAUUAGAGUGAUUAUUAAGUUCUUGAUCAUUUUGUAGAAUUUAGGUAAGGUGGAAGGAGGCUAAUGAGAAGAAGAACUUAAGACAGGAGAAAAUGAUUAUAGAAAUUAGGAAAGAGUGCUUCUGAGCACAUGUAUCCUGUUGUAGAUCUAUAGAUCAGUAAAUAGAUAGCUGAUUUAGUCUUAUUUCAUAUGAUAUUCCACUAAAAAUUUUGUUUUUGCCAACAAUCUUUUAACAUACUUUGAAAAUAUGUGUAUGCUUUAAUCCCAUUUUAAUUUUUGUAAUAAAACUCCUCAUCUUCAUGAAUUAGAUAAUCCUUUUUCAUGGACCAUUGAUAAAAUCUGCUUUCCUUUACUUGAAAAACCAAAGUGUUUUAUUGUCCAAAUCUAUACUUAGUUGAAGCUGAGAAAGCAGUAGGAGGGAAACAAACACCCAAGGAAAUAAGUUGUAUAUUGUUAGUGAACAGUCAUUCCAGAAUUUGUAAUAGUAAGAUUGCCUCAUAUGUAGAUUGUAUGUGUUUUUCAGUUUCUUGAGUUAUUUGUAGGUAGGCAUUUUUGAUGCUUCCUAAACUUUUUUUUAUUGUAAUUUACUUAAAAAUCACUAGCUAAUAAAGUUAUAUUUAAGGAGUCAGGGAAAUAGGAUGAGAGCCAUGGUUGCAAUAUUAAAAUAAUUCAAGAUUGUCUUAGGUAUUUUUAAAAGGUUGUACUUUGCAAAUAAUGCUAUUAUCCAUCUUUCUGAAAGAUAUAAAAAGUUGAUGAUUGCACUGUUAUGACUAAGUAUAGUUAAAGAAAUUUAGAUAGCUUUAACUAUAUUUGACCAAGUAGAUUGGCACAUUUGUUCUCAUUAAUUUUCUCUCAUUAAAGAAAUAUUUAUGGAAUGCCGGCCACUUGCAAGACAAAUGAUGUGUGAUUUUUUUAAAUCUAUAUUUUAGUUUGAAAUUUUCCCGUCAUGGUAUAGUGAUGAUAAUUCCCUUUAAGUCUGUUUUUUUGUGAUACAAAUUCUGUUUUGUAUUUUGGAUGACUUGUAUAUCAUUUUUCUCAACCAAUUAACUAGUUCUAUGUCUGAUGAAACAAAAAUCCAUGUCAAAUUGAAGGCCAAACCAGCUUUAUAAUGAAUCUUUGGAUUCUUGGCAAUUUCUGUAGGCCCCCCCCCCCCCUUUUUUUUUUUGAACUGGAGAUGUCUGUGUCAGCAGACAGUAUAUGUACAUGAGUGCCAUCUCACUUGACAUUUGACAGUUGGGGGAAAAAAAUCACAUAAGGUCUGACUACAAUCAAUUUAUUCUUUGAAAUCAUUGCUGUUAAGACUUUGAAUUUUAUGUAACAAUAUUAAAUUAAUGAUUUAGACAAGGUAGUUUAUGUGAAUCUUCUAAAGUACUGUGAAUUGAAGGGAUAUAUUUACAAUAAAACUGCUUUGAAUAUUGCACUGGGUUGUUAAUAUGAUUCAAGGAAAGCACCGUGUCACUAGCUCAUUGUCUGCAUUAUAGGGCUAAAAUACCUAUAAAUACACACUCUAAUCUCUUGGCAGUUCUCAUUGUCUAGGGACCAAAGGGAGUGCAAUGUUUCCCUGACUCCGUUUGGGCUUGGAUUGGGAUCUCCAUCAUCUGGUGUGGAGUCAUUAUUAUGUUUUAGUCGGUAGGACCUUAGGCUUUAGAAGAGCCAGGUCUUUGGAUGAGCUUCUCCAAAACUGUGCCUUUCAUUAAGUUCCUCAGAAACGUCACAAUUACUUGCAUUUAUGGUCACCAAAUUUUAGAGGAUGGUACAAGAAAGUAGCCUACCACAAUCUUUUUACAUAUUGGAAUAUCCAGAAAGGUAAAGAAAAUGAUUUGUCUGAGAUAAUAAUUAGCUGAUGGCUGAAUAGCAGUAAGAACUCAAAUUUCCUAAUUCCCAAGGCAGUGCAUUUUUCUAUAAGCUAGCUACGGCUAGGUAAAGUGGUUAGUGAUUUUACCUUAAGAUGAAACAAAUAUAGUACAUUGGACAGUUUCUAAAAUCUUGUCCUUAUAAUACCAAAAUUCUAGUCAUUGUUUUUGACUGAUUCCCUUUCUAUGUGGUGUUUUGCAUAAAUAAUCCUAACUAAAGAAAUUACCAAACUAAGGGGCUUUUUUGGUUUGUAUAUCUGGCAAGGUUUAUUGUCUUUUAUCUUCGAUUUGCAUUUUUUCUUUUUUUAGGAAUUUAGUCCUACCUAGGUAAAAAAACAAAAAACAAAAACAAAAACAAAAAAAAACCAACUACCACCCAUGUUUUAUAUGUGUUCUUUCUGAUGGCUCUAAUCAAAAGAUUCCUUGGGUGGUGUCAAGAUUAUGGGUCAGGUAUGAUAGACUUGAAUUGAGUAAGAUAAAGGAAAAGUAUUUUUGGUCUCCAUGCAGCUUUUCCCUCAGAACUCAGGGGAAAUGGACUAGAAGUAAAAACAUGGCUUUCCCAAACUUUUUCUUAGAGAGACCACAAUGUAAGUAUAAGGCAUCUGUUUAAUUAAUAAAGAAUACUAUGUUUUGAGAUGUGCUGCAAAUGAUGCAAAUUUCCUAUCUUUAUUAUUUGGGACAAUCUCUUCACAGCUGUUGCAGACACUGUUUAGAAAGCAUUGAAAUCUCUUUGCCUGAGAUUUUUUUCUCUGUGAUUGCCAUCUUUCCUCUACCAUCUUAUUUCUAACUGUUAUGCCUGUGAAACCUGUUGUUCUAUGCGGAAUGUGUUUAUGUAGAUAGUGAAAAAUGUUAAUAAAAUGAGUGUUGAACUGCA
Antechinus flavipes (yellow-footed antechinus) is the source of this 4621-nucleotide messenger RNA. It is a transcript of the gene PLEKHB2, whose product is annotated as pleckstrin homology domain containing B2. The transcript has 8 exons. The record is from RefSeq and is a predicted model, not a curated record. Bases 127 to 792 code for a protein of 221 amino acids. Gene Ontology annotation, cellular component: membrane. NCBI's taxonomy places the organism in Eukaryota, Metazoa, Chordata, Mammalia, Dasyuromorphia, Dasyuridae. Gene Ontology annotation, biological process: regulation of cell differentiation.